Molecule: messenger RNA, 1004 nt
Organism: Heterobilharzia americana
Lineage: Eukaryota; Metazoa; Platyhelminthes; Trematoda; Strigeidida; Schistosomatidae
Source: the annotation of a GenBank genome assembly
GUUUCGUCCUAGUAUGGGACUCCUCAGCAGUAAGCACCCACUACCACCAGACUAGGACGAAAUAGCUGUCCAAUUCUCUCAGGUUUUCAAAGGUUCAGUUCGUGAUGAAUACUACCUCUAAAUUAAAGUCCCCAUUUAUCCCAAAAAUACAUUAUAGUACUUGUGUUUAACGCAAUUUACGCUAUUCUUACAAUACUUUCAAUUUUCAAUCAUAGAUUAUGGCCACUAACUCCUUAUCUGUAGAGGAUAACAAAACCAUUACAGUAUCAUCCCCUCCCUUAGAUCUUACCAAUGAGGAUCAAAUGAUUACGAACUUUGGUUCCAGGGAUGCAGCUGAAUCUGGAUGCCUCAAAAAGACUAGUAAAGAAGAUCCUUUACUAAAUGAAAACAAUUGCUGCUGUUCAGAUGGAAGUAACAAAGAACCCGAAACGUUUUCAACAUCGUUCGCAAAUAGUAAAAAUACUCCUUUGUGUAUAGAUAUAUCAGCAUCUGAAUUGAACAUAAUCCCAUCUGCAGAUCAGUCAAUCUCACACUGGCGAAGACUGAAAAAGCGUUCAUCAGACUUAACUACUGCACAAACUAAGAAUUCAAGCACUUCGAGUACUCCUGGAUUUCAGAUUACUUCAAUCAUUACAACUGCUAUGAACUGUGAAGCCAAUUCCAUCCUUACAACGUCUACACGCACUAACAAUGCUUGCCAUACUACUGGUUAUGACAAUGCAGAGAUGUCUAAUUCUGGUCUAGAAUUAAAAAGUAGUUGCAUGUAUUCAAAAUUCUCAUCUUCAACUUCUUCCAUUGUUCCGUUGGCCAGUAGUUCUCGAUUGGUAAAUCCAGAAAAGUUUGGUCCAACAAACCCAAAGUGGAUAUCAUCCAGUUCUACUGGGACUCCUAUUGCAUCUGCAUUAACAACAGCAAUGAAUAUGCAGCAAAGAUUCAAGAAAGUAAGACAGUUUUGUUGCAUGGCUAGAAUAAACUGUUAUACAAUAAGAUUUUCUGUAAAUUAA